Messenger RNA from Xenopus laevis (African clawed frog), 2410 nucleotides. RefSeq lists its product as uncharacterized. The record is from RefSeq and is a predicted model, not a curated record. The coding region runs from base 518 to 1636 and encodes 372 amino acids. The transcript has 2 exons. Lineage: Eukaryota; Metazoa; Chordata; Amphibia; Anura; Pipidae.
ACUGUUAGGACAGGUAUAUGUCUUUUCAUUUGAUUACAGGUAUGAGCAGUCCUUCAGCUCCAUCUACUGGACACUUGUAGAUAUUUCCUGGUGUUAGUUAUUUGUUUAAUAAAGUUAGUUAUUGACCUCUGAUGUCAUAACUCCAGGUCACAGGAAGUAGGUGUUUCCAGCCUGUGCAGUUCAUCUCAUGUGCUUUCAGCUUUCUCCAUGCUAAACAGGCCCUAUGCAGCAUUGUUGUUUUACCCUUUCAUCUUUAAAUACCCAUUAAACAAGUUAACAACUUACACAGUGUGGUGCUUUGAAGAAGGAUUAUCUGCCUGUCAAUCUUACUUCAGACAGUGAGCAGGACAGAACAGUAGACAACAUCACGCAUAGCUGAUGCAAUACAGCACAGUAAAACAACAGCUGGUAUCAAGAAGCCCACACGCAGAGUGGAUUAGCAAAUACCACAGAGAUACAGUACAGCUUCAGUUAACAUAGUACCACGUGCUAACUCUUAUCAAGGUUAGACGGCAAGAUGUCCGAAAGAUCAAUCAAGACCAGAUCUAGGGUGUCACAUUCAUCCAGACUCUCAAACCGCUCCCAGGUGUCUGACGCUGCGCUUUUCCGUGCAGAAGCUGCCGCUGCACUAGCUCAACUCACAUUUACUGGGAAGGAAACAGAGCUAAAAUUAGAGAAGACACGCUUAGAGGCUAUGAUGGAGGCAGACAAGGCAAGGUUAGAAGUGGAGGCAAAGCUUCAAAUGACACGCUUAGAAGCUUCAAUAGAGAUUCUUAAUUUACGUAAAACGGUGGCAAUUGCGAAUGCCAAGGCAGAUACAUUAGAUGCAGUUCUUGACACUACAGAACAAGCAAGUCAGAAAUUCACUAUGCAGCCUGAUGUAAAACCAGAAACUGCUAUGCAACGUACUAAAGAAUAUGUACUGAAACAUUCACAAGAGUACAGUCCAUCAAUGCCAAGCCUAGAAAAGCUUAGUGAAUACAGAGACAGUGAUGUUAUCCCAUCAUUUGAGCAAAAUCAUAGUAUACCUCUCCAGAACAUUCCUUUACAAUGUGACUACAAUGUGCCCGUAGUUACCUCUACCUCACCACCAGAUGGUGCUCUGUUACAAGAACAAAAGGAUUUCAAACAAUUGUAUCCUGUUGAUGUGAAAACUCCUGCAGCCAGAGACUAUAAUGACAUUCAGAGGACUUUACCUGUUACUAAUAAAUACAGCUAUCCUUCUGUUACACAACCAGUGGUUCCUGAUAGAGGCAGUCAUUCUCCAGAGGGAGUAUACCAGUACACACCAGAUGUGAAGCCAGCGCUUCCUAUUAAGCCUGAUUCAGACCAACUUACUGGCAAUCAGCAGAUGUCAGACUUAGUGAGAUUUAUGGCACGCAGAGAAAUGAUAACAUCAGGCCUUGUUCAGUUUGAUGAGAAGCCAGAAAACUACAGGGCUUGGAAGGCGUCAUUCAAAAAUGCUAUAGAGGAUCUACACCAGGGGUGUCCAACCCGCGGCCCGCGGGCCGCAUGCGGCCCGGAAUGGAGGUCCGUGCGGCCCAGCAGGAAGCGUGUGUCAGAGGAAAGGCACGCCUCCUCUCCCCACAGUUUUGCUGGCUGCAGCCUCUCUGUGCUCUGCGUGCGGUGCAUGUGACGUCAGCGCCGGCGCUCUGCGUGUGACGUCAGCGCCGGCGCUCUGCGUGUGACGUCAGCGCCGGCGCUUUGCGUGUGACGUCAGCGCCGGCGCUCUGCGUAUGACGUCACCGCCUGUGUUCUCCAGUCUCCCCAACGGCUGCUAGCUGCUGCUAGCUAGCAGCGCGUGUUUUUGGCGCCAAUUUCCUGCCUUUGCUGGGCCCUGCCCCCUCUUGUCUGGCAGCUUGAUAAAAGGCACAGAGAGAGAGCAACUCCCAAAACUACGUGGCAAGCAACUCCCAAAACUACGUGGCUCUUCUCCUGUCUAAUGAAAGGCUAGCUUCAGCCUGCAGCUUACUGGCAAGUCUGGCACUCUUGCACUCCACAGCAACCGAUUAUUAUUACCUCAGCUCCCCUGGUUCAGCACAAUACACCUGCACAGUAUUUUUACAGGUACAGAAUUUUUUACUGUUUUAGUCUGGCUUAGUGCUUUGUAUUUGACAUGAUAAAUUUGGAAGUAGGGAUUUGUGUAAUAACACCCCUGGGCCAUAUACCUAUUCCACAAUUUUCUGGAAUUAUUAUUUUCACUAAAUUCACUGUGUGUAGGUCUGUAGUAGGCUAAUUAAAGAGCAGUGCAAUAAAUUAGAAUUAAUACAAAAAUGAAUUAAAAAGAAAUGAAUUCCCAAGCCCCCUGUGAUUCCCAAUAAUCAAUUGAUUUGUUUUUUAAGAUAAUUAAUUAUGAGAUAAAUGUACUUAAUAGCUUAUAAGUGUAUUGCAAUGAAUUAUCACUUCUUAA